Messenger RNA from Notechis scutatus (mainland tiger snake), 1479 nucleotides. Its product is annotated as cytochrome P450 2C23-like. The record is from RefSeq and is a predicted model, not a curated record. Gene Ontology annotation, biological process: xenobiotic metabolic process; epoxygenase P450 pathway. NCBI's taxonomy places the organism in Eukaryota, Metazoa, Chordata, Lepidosauria, Squamata, Elapidae. Gene Ontology annotation, molecular function: heme binding; oxidoreductase activity, acting on paired donors, with incorporation or reduction of molecular oxygen, reduced flavin or flavoprotein as one donor, and incorporation of one atom of oxygen; arachidonate epoxygenase activity. Gene Ontology annotation, cellular component: intracellular membrane-bounded organelle; cytoplasm.
AUGCAAGUGGAUCUGAUCCCUGGGGCAAUAAUACUGUUCAUUGUCUUUCUGCUCAUAUUCUGGGUCUUCCGGUUUCAGCAAGAAAGAGCCAGGUUUCCUCCUGGCCCAACACCCUGGUUCUUUCUGGGGAAUCUACUGCAAAAAGAUGCUCUGCCUUUGUAUAAAACCUACCCCAAGCUUGCUAAGAAGUAUGGUCCAGUUUUUACUAUCUGGCUAGGACCAAAGCCAUUGGUGGUAGUUUGUGGAUAUGAGGCAGUGAAAGAUGCCCUGAUAACUCAUAGUGAAGAAUUUGGAGGACGAUCUCCUGUACCUAUCCUUGAUGAAGUAACCAAGGGCUACGGGAUUAUUGGUGAAGACGAAAGAUGGAAGAUUCUGCGUCGCUUUAUUCUUACCACUUUGAGGAACUUUGGAAUGGGAAAGAAGUCAAUGGCUGAACGGAUGUCAGAAGAAGCUCAUUGUUUGGUAGAGAAGAUAUCAAGCUUUGAAGAUCAGCCUUUUGAUGUAGUCCCAACCAUUGCAGCUGCUGUUUCUAAUGUGAUAUGUGCUGUUAUCUUUGGGAAACGAUUCUCUUAUGAUGAUAAAAUCUUCAUUGAAAUAUUACAAAUUUUGAAGACAUUCAUAGGUUUCUUUUUGAGUGCUCCUGGAAUGGUGUACAGCGCAAUGCCAAGUCUCAUGAAAUUCCUUCCUGGACCUCACAAUAAAGCUGUCAUUGACUGUACCAAGAUUUGUGACUACGUUAGGACUAGAGUGGACUCUCACAAGAAGACCUUGGAUCCAGACAAUCCCAGAGACUUUAUUGAUUGCUUCCUCAUUAAAUUAGAAAAGGAACGAAAUUCUAAUGUUAUCUGUAUGGAAGAUUUGGUCAUGACUGUGUUUGAGCUGUUAAUUGCUGGAACAGAUAGCACAGCCAAUGCUAUUGCAUAUGGUAUUAUCCUUCUGGCCAGGUUCCCAGAAGUCCAAGCCAAAAUACAGCAGGAAAUCGAUGAUGUUGUGGGACCAAACCGCCAGCCCACCAUGGAGGAUAAGGUGAAGCUGUCCUACACCAAUGCAUUUACUCAUGAGAUGCUACGUUUUCAGCCUGGGAGUAGUGAGAACUUCCCACGUACAACAACACAGAAUGUUAUUUUCAAGGGACACUUCAUCCCUCAGGGCACAACUGUUCUUCCACUGUGGGCUUCGGUGCAUUUUGAUCCUCUCUGCUGGGAUAAUCCUAGGACAUUUGACCCAGCUCAUUUCUUGGAUAAGAAUGGUGAAUUCCAAAAGAAAGAUGCCUAUUUGCCUUUCUCUGCAGGGAAGAGAGUAUGUCCAGGAGAGUCAUUGGCUAAUAUGGAAAUCUUCAUAUCGUUUACCAAUCUGCUCCAGAACUUCACUUUUGAAUUGACUAUGGACCCUAAGGAGAUAGAUUUAGAGAACUUGUUUAUGGGCUGUAGAGAGAAUGGGAAGCAUCGGUACAUUCGAGCUAUCAAACGUAAAAUAUAA